GACAGCUGGAUCCGGCAACUUCCGGCGAGAAACAUCGGCCGAGAGAGACCGGAGAGAGAGACUGACAGUUAUGGGAAAAAUGAACUUAAUAAUUUGAUCAUUGCGAGGCCUGCAGUCCGUCAUCUGGGUAACUUCCUUUGGCAGGCUCCAGCAUUCGUAAAAGUGAUGUCAGGAAUGGCCGCUUCUACAGAAUUAAGUAAGAUACCCGCACAGAAAAUUACGGUAGCCAAGCAAAGCAGCCUGGGUCUGAGCCUCGCUGGGGAGAUUAGCAGAACAGAAGGACCAUUGAUCUACGUUAAGGACAUUAUUCCUGGUGGAGACUGUCACACGGAUGGACGUCUGAGACCAGGAGAUCAGCUUGUCUCUGUUAACAAGGAAUCAUUGUGUGGCGUGUCCUGUGAGGAGGCUAAAAGCAUACUAAAUCGAGUAAAGUUAAGAGGUGGUUCUGUUUGGGAGAUUACAUUUAUUCGGCCUAAUGAGAACUGUCCUGAGCAGACAUCACGAUCAGAACACACUGCACAGACACAAGGAACUUCCUCCCCUUAUGGCCAUGCUAAACCUGCUCCGAUGAAGGAGAACAGAAACCUUCACAGCUCACAGCCCAGAGUGAGUUCAGAUACACCUUUAUCUGGUCGUAGUCAGGGACAUGGUCCGGACAGAGUGGUUUCCUUGAAUCCUGAUGCCAGAUUCAAAGCAGACAAGCUAGAAUUGGCUUUGAAUUACCUUGGCUUGAACCCUACAGAAGAGCAGAAACUGUCAAUAAGGCAGAGGGUACAUUUGGAUGCCAAUGGGACUGUGGCUUUUGGAGACUUUGUUCAGGUGGUGAAAAGUCUGUUUAGCUUGCAGUUAGAAGAAGGCGAUAUUGGACGUGGCCCUGUCAGGCCCAGAGAGAAAGAAAUGAGCAAUUUACUAAACUCUGUCACAAGUCAGGUCCAGUCAUGCGAUCUUUCUGAUUCCGAGAUUAAAGAGAUUAACAAACUCAAGGAUCGUCUCUUAGAAUCUGAGAAACAGAAAAACCAGCUGGCAGAAGAGUUAAAAAUUGUAAAACAAGAAGCCAAAGCAGCUGUAGAAGAGGCUAGGGUCCUGCGGAGCCGCAUCCACCUGGCGGAAGUUGCUCAGAGGCAGGCACGUGGAGUGGAGAUGGACUACGAAGAGGUCAUCCGCCUCCUAGAAGUCGAAAUCGCUGAGCUAAGAGAUCAACUGGUCGACCACUCCGGCCAUAACAAGGACAACACGCAGGAUUUACAAAGGAGAAUUACUGUCCUCGGCUGCCAACUGCGUAAAUCUGAGAUGGCAAGGAAGACCUUCGAAGUAUCCACGGAGAAGCUGUUACAAUUUGUCGAAAGUAUUCCUGAUGUCGUGGUUGAUGAGAAAGGCUCCACGUUAAAUCUCUGCGAACGGAUUCCGGCGAUUUCAUCUCCAUUGUCAAGACUUGCCACAAAUAGGCGUGGGGUGCUCACGUCCUUGGUGUUGGAAGCUAAAGAACUUGCGAGAACCGUCCGUUCUAUUGUUGAAGUUGACUGCCUUCCAUACGGCUGGGAGGAAGCUUACACGGCAGAUGGAAUCAAGUACUUUAUCAAUCAUGUGACACAAACCACGUCAUGGACUCAUCCAGUGACCAGCGCUCUGAGCCUGACCGCUCCGGAGAACAUCCGCGAGGACCUCAACCCAGAGCCUCUGGACUUGAAAAGUUGCUGGAAGCAAUCCUGACUGCGUUCCCAAAGACCCACUCCACCAAGUGUGAAUUCCUAUUCCUCAGGGAUAAUUCCAUCCGACGAGAUCAGAUUGUAAAGAUUAUCCAAUUUGUAAGAUCCCUAGAGUCAUUCCCUCGACACUAAUUCAGGGCAUCAAACCACACUAUACUCCUGUAACCUACCAGCAUUCCUCAGAGAGCAUUGUGAAGGUGAUCAUUUUCUUUAAAUCUUUCCCCUCCUGUUCACAUCAAUUAAAGGAAAUCCCCCAUUGUUUUUACUUUAUGACUGAAAAUAGGAGUAUAUGUCGUAUAGACUACGUGUAUUUUAUUUUGUAAUAAGUAUGUUUAACCCCGUAAGGACCAAACUUCUGGAAUAAAAGGGAAUCAUGACAUGUUACACAUGUCAUGUGUCCUUAAGGGGUUAAGCUAAUAGCUCUUUUCAAUGAGUCUCCUGGCUUCCCUUUGCUCUAUGGUUGCAUCCAUCUUCAAAGGGUUACUCUAACACCAUAAGGACUACAGCAUUCAGGAGUCGCCUGGUGCCAGGCCACUUUGGAUGCCCCAGGCUCCCUUCACAAGUAUCCUGAAAGUGGAAGUUCCCUUCCUGUUUCAAAAUAUAUAUUUUUUCCCCAAGUUUGGCUAAAAUUCAUUGGCUCAGCAGAGUUAGCUGGUAAUCUCUGCCAAUGAAAACUGUCCAAAGACAUACAGAAUUGAUUAAGCAAAAGAGGAGCUUCAACAUCAGAGAUACCUAUGAAGAAGGAACCCAGGGAACCAGGUAAGUCUCAAAAUGUACAAAAACAGUAGUUUCACUCUUAACAUGGAAAUUUUGGCACCUUAACCACUAUUUAACGCAUUAGAAAAGUGCAGAAAGUGCUUCUUUAAAAAUAGCUGCCCCAUAGAGCGAGGGUAAGACGAGAUUCAGGAAAAAGAGGCUUUUGCUAAAAACUUUCGCACAGGCUAUAAUACGUAUUAAUCUUUUAAACAAUAACAAACCAUUAAGGCAAAUUCCCUUUAACUCUUUGCAGCAAAAAUUAAACCUGCAUUUUGUCGUAAAACGAGGUUCGAAGCAAAAAUACCAGAGUCACAAGCAUCAAGUAUUGUGAAACAUGUAUUUCUUUAUUCAUAAGACUAAAGUGAUGCAUCAGUGCGCAAGAACAGCAAAGGAUUCUGGGAAUUGACAUUCCAUUGAUUGCCAAAUGGCCAGACUGCCAUUCAUUGCCUGUUACAUGCCCCCUAGCCUUUCUUCCUACGUGUAUAGUUUUAUUUUAGCCAAAAUCAGACAUCAGGGGGGGGGGGGGGGUGGAGUUACAGAAUGAGGCUUGACAUUCCUAGAUAUUAUUGGCAUGUCAUAUUUUCUGUUCCCACCAAUCUCCCAAUCCAGAAGAGUCAAUAUUAAUAGAGCAUAGUUCACGCAUUAUUCAAACAUAAUUUUCCAAAAUAUUGACAAAAAAUAUAAACUCUCCCACCUGGAGCCGUAGAAUGAGCAUGCAAGAGGCUGGAUUCUUCGUUGGACAUGAUAUAGCUCUCAUGGAGUGUGUGUCUGUAUGUACGUAUAAACAUUUACCUGCCAUCCAGAGAUAGAAGUGUUUGGUUAAUAUGUUUUGUAGUCGAUAAAACAUGUUUACUCACAUGCAGCGCUGGUUUAACUAAGCUCACCUGGAGCUGUUUGUAAAUGUUCCUAUUUAGAACGUGCCCUUGAGGUGUCAGUGCAAGAGGCUUUUCCCUCUCCUGUUCUCAAUGUAUCCCUAAACUUCUGGGCUGGCCGAUAAACCGGCAGUGCUCUCCAAGCUUGUGAAAAGAAAGGUAAAAAGAGAUGGUAAUAAAAAGAAGUCUAAAUAAAACAUUCAGAGUUAGGAAAGUACACAGCGGUCUCUCCACCAACCCAUGUCACGGCCAGCUUUGUCUCGAGUGCAUUCUGUUCAGGACGGCUUACAUUUUAGCGAUGCCUUCAUUGAAUCUGAAUUCAUAUGUAUGGAACCAAAGAAAAGAAGACUUAGAACUUGAAUGAUGAAGAUCACACUCCAAUCAAGAGAUAGUUAAUUCCAUUAGCAGGCUAGCCUUUAGUAGAACUUUUACAAUUCAUCUAUUUAACACCUUCACUGCCAGCUGUUCCAUUUAACCUAUGUAGUGCCAGGGAAAUGUGCUGUUCGGGUUAAUUAAACUCUAGUUGCAAAAUGUGCUCAAGAAGUAAAACCUUAACUAAUUUAGCGCCUAAGGGUUGAGCCGCAAUCUUCCCUGGCACUGAGAGGGUUAUUGGUUGCUUUUUGAAUCCCCAGACAUGCAGCCAUGCAUCAAAUGGCAAAUACACUGCCAGCGAAUGCCGCUUUUUUUGCAUUAUCGUUUAAGAUGCUGCAUUUUAUUUGUAUAAUGUUUAUUAAUUUGAUAUAUUUUAUAUGUAGAAAAAAAAGACAGUAUUUUUACGCUAUUUAGGUAUAAAAUAAACAUUACUGCUAA
Messenger RNA from Pelobates fuscus (common spadefoot toad), 4144 nucleotides. It is a transcript of the gene STXBP4, whose product is annotated as syntaxin binding protein 4. The transcript has 17 exons. Gene Ontology annotation, molecular function: syntaxin binding. Gene Ontology annotation, cellular component: cytoplasmic vesicle. The record is from RefSeq and is a predicted model, not a curated record. The coding region runs from base 166 to 1710 and encodes 514 amino acids. Gene Ontology annotation, biological process: insulin receptor signaling pathway; regulation of insulin secretion involved in cellular response to glucose stimulus. NCBI's taxonomy places the organism in Eukaryota, Metazoa, Chordata, Amphibia, Anura, Pelobatidae.